This is a messenger RNA of Chaetomium globosum CBS 148.51, 1806 nucleotides long. RefSeq lists its product as uncharacterized. Gene Ontology annotation, cellular component: nucleus. Gene Ontology annotation, biological process: DNA-templated transcription. The transcript is spliced from 5 exons. The coding region runs from base 1 to 1806 and encodes 601 amino acids. Gene Ontology annotation, molecular function: zinc ion binding; DNA binding. NCBI's taxonomy places the organism in Eukaryota, Fungi, Ascomycota, Sordariomycetes, Sordariales, Chaetomiaceae. The record is from RefSeq and is a predicted model, not a curated record.
AUGGAGAGACCGCCGCAACAACGAGCCCUGGGCCCGACGCCCAUCCUCUCGGUCUUAACAGCUCCAACGCCGAGCUCGGGUAUCGCAUCCACCAUUUACGUGUCGCCCGAAGCCGCUUCUCAACAUCAGUUUCGCCAGCCGCAUGCACUCGUGCACUCUGAUUCUGGCGGCGGCGCACCACUUCGCCGUGGCCCCAAGAGGGCAGCGCGUGGAGAAGUCGGGGUGGUGGCUGACGAGUCAUCACCGGCAAUAUGGGUCUCGGCCUCAAACACCCCGGUCAACGCCGACCGAACCGGCACUAACGGUCACGGACCUAGCCCCGGUCUUGGCGUGUCCCCUGACGACGAUCGAGACAGCAGCAGUGCCUCUCCCUCGGCGACGGCCACGACGGACCAGCCGAGGAAGAAGCAAAAACGAAACAAGCCGACACUAUCUUGCUUUGAAUGUGUCGAGCGAAAGACUAAGACCGCAUUGUCUUGCUUCUUAUGCCCGUGCAGAGAAACCACCCGGAGCGCAACAAAUGGCCGCCGGAUGACCAGGCCGCCCAAGAAACGUUCAGACAGCUUGAGCCAUAGCAUGCCCAACGCCGCUGAUCGGGGCUUGAACGUUGGUCGCCUCAAAGCAUUAGGUUCGGUGGCCACUUCCACCGGCCUCCUGUCCAACGUCCCCUUUUCUGCACCGGGGGCCUCAAAUGUCUUUGGCAUCGGAUCUGAGCACCCGUUUGCCAACUAUUGGACCUGCGAGGGCGGGCUACCUGAGGUCAUCUCUGUUCUUCCCGAUAAGCUGCAGGCUGACAUUUUGCUCAACCGCUACUUCGAGUGCGUUGACCCGGUGUACCCUAUGCUUCACCGACAAACCUUCUACGCCGACUAUGAGCACUUUUGGUCCCUGUCCCGGCCCGAAAAAGACCGCGCCGAUGCCGCCUUUGUGGCAUUGAUCUUCGUGAUGCUGGCCUUGGGCACACAGUUCGUGACGUCGACGUCACCGAAGGAGAGAAAGCAGACGGCCGAGUUCUACGCCUCCGCCAGUAAUCAAGCACUGCUGGUCCCCGACGCACCACCCUUUGAAAAGCAACAGCGCCGCAAAGUCUGGCAAGCCGUUCUCCUCCAGGACACCUUCCUGACUGUCCUCCUCUCCCUCCCGCCGAGCGCUACCCACACCGACGUCAGCGUCGAAGACCUCGUCGAAGACGACUCAUCCAUCGCAUCCGAUGACCCCACCGACACGGCCUACAUCCGCGGGUCAUGGACGCUGGCCAAUCUCGUACAGGAGACCAUCUGCUCGCCGCGGUCGCUCGACGUGCCCAUCUGCACUACCGCCCGCCACAAGUCCAAGCUGAUCGGCGACUUCCGCGCCGUCUACCGCUCCUUCCCGGACGUCUUCCGCUCCUGGGACCCGGACGCGCUCGCCCAGCUCGCCCAGAGCAACAAGCGCGUCGUGCGCCAGACCCUCUUCCUCAGCAGCAACUACUUCCACAACCUCAUGCUCGUCCACGCCUCCGAGAGCCAGGACGUCCCUGUCAACGCCCGCGGCACCCUCGAGGCUGCCCACGACGCCAUCACGGCGUUUUUUGUGCUGUUUGCCCUCUUCGAGGCCGAGGCCCGCGUCUGGUGGGUCUUUAACCACCGCGCCUUUUUGGAGGCCCUCUGUAUUGGGAACGUGCUGCGCGAGGUGGCCCGUGAGCCGGGCGGCGAGGAGAGCAUGGCUAAGGACCCGCUGUUUAUAAUGCAGGUCAUGAGCGAAGGCGACCACGGGUCCAACACGGCCAGGACCAGAGUGCAGGUUCUGAGCGAGUUCUUGAUAUAG